GAAGUUCUGCUUAGGAUUGUACUUUUAUUUUGAGCCUACGUACGUAUUUUGACGAAAAGCUGUUCUAAAGAAGUAAACUUAAUGUUGGCCAUAGCCUGAGAAUGUCCUUCCAAGAAAAAAAUGUUCAAUGCAUAGACUGUCGCACUAAGAUGACGAACUUCACAGUGAUCAAGGACGAUCGUUUGUGUAAUCCCUGUCUGCAUAACUCCACCUGUGCCGAUACCACUUCUGCCUUCAAGAUAGAAUUUCUUGAUUCUAGUGAAAAUAAAUCCAACACAGCUAGGAAUUUGGUUGUCAAAAUAGAAGAUGAGGCAGACACAUCUUCGCGACAUAAUCGGGUUAUCAAGCUUGAACCAACAACUGACGAUUAUAGAUCAGUUCCACAUGAUCCAAUUCCAUUCAUCAAAUCAGUUAGUACUUACCGAAGCGGUCAUCUUCCAGAUGGUGUGGUUGUCCAGAUCGAAAAUGAUACUGGACAUGGGAACGACACUUCGAUGCUUCAACCAGAUCGACAAACCCGGAAUGCAAUCAUCGAACCUGAGAUUCCAAAUUGCGUUGAAAAACUUCAUUCUCAACUCGAUCAAUCAGUACUAGUCAAACAGGAACCAGUUGACGAUGAUGAUGGCAUGGUAGUCGAUUCCCAAAAUACGUCAACAAAUGUGUAUCAUGAUUUUCAAAUAAAAGAAGAAAUCACCGUUGAGGAACCUCAACUUACGGAAGUUACGCUGGGUCCUGUCGAAAGAAAACCACUCGUUAAAUGUCAACAAUGCGAAAAAAGUUUCCUAAAGCGGGCCGCUCUUUAUCAGCAUGUGAAACGGAUGCAUCUUGCUACAAAGCUUAGUUGCGACGUUUGCGGUUCCGAAUUCGCCAACACAGAUAGACUCGGUUAUCACAAGCGUACAGCUCAUAAGUCUCCACAGCUGCAGUGUCCACAAUGCCCGAAGAAGUUCGCUUUGCCCAACGGCCUGAAGCACCACAUCCUGACACAUUCUGCACCCAAAAAGGAUCGCCGUCCGGAAUGCGAAAUCUGCGGUAGGAAGUUCAAAUCGCGCGUCAGAUUGCAGCAGCACAUGGAGCGCAAAACGGUUCACAUGGAGCGAAAAUGCCCUGUUUGCGAAAUGGUAAUUUUGGGAUAUGAACGCUUCGAAGAGCACAUGUCGACUCAUCCGAAACCGCCGAAAACUCCACAUCGAUUGAAGGAUUUCAAAGUUGCUUGCAGGUAUUGUGACCACAAGACUACCAGUAGGUCCCUAUUGCGCAAACACAACGAUGAGUGUCACGCGGAAGAGAAGACAGUCCGCUGUCGAAUUUGUUUCGUUUGUUGCAACGGGAAAGAGUUGUUCGAGCAACACAUCCGAGAGCAACACGAAGGUAAGCAGCGUCAGUGUGACAUUUGUUUGGAAGGCUUUGUAGAACUUGCAGAGCUGGAUGAGCACAAAGAGAAAUGCUUAGGUCGACAGCUUUUCCAAUGCACUUUUUGCCAAAUAAAUUACGUUAAACAGGAAGCACUCACAAAGCACAUUGAAAAUCAUAAUGCAGCGGUAAAUACCGAAGGAUCGGAGUUUCGAAUACGUAGCAUGCAAAAGAUUUUUACUUGCACCCUUUGCGGAGAUGAUCGAGGAUACGAGGAAGACCCGUACAAUGCACACGUUAAAACACUUCACAAUGGUUAUCACAUUUUGUGCCCAGAUUGUGGCGCUAAAUUCCGUCUGCAUAAAAGCUUCGUCAAUCACCGAUCCGGUCAGUGUACGGCUGGUGAAAAAGCUAAAGAGAAAGUAUCCAUUAUGUAUGCACCAAUCAUUACUCAAUGCUUACACUGUCCACGAGCAUUCAAGAAUCGCUGGAGAAUGGAAGAGCACGUACGUAAGAUUCACAAAGCCAAACCGGCAGAUUGUGACAUAUGUGGACUGAAGCUGGCCAGUGCCAGUUUAGUGAAGUCGCAUAAGUUGUGGGUUCAUACUGAAGCCAACUUCAAAUGUCCGCACUGUGAGAAGAAGUUUGUAAGCAAGUACUAUUUUCAAAAACAUUUGCUUACGCAUCAGGAGGGCAGUUACCUAUGCGAGGAGUGCGGAGGAAAGUACAAGUCGAAGCCUAUCCUCAAAUUACACAUCAAACGAGUGCAUAAUCCAGAUAAGAUGCGGCGCAACAAAGCAGAACCCGUGGACGCAACGGAUGCCUCGACAAAUGUAGAAUCCGUUAAGUGUGAGGUUUGCAGCAAGGACUUCAAAGGUCCGGUGCGGCUGCGAAUUCACAUGAAGAUACAUGACCCCAAUCGGAAGCAGUACGACUGUCCGGCUUGCGAGGCAAAAUUUGUGACGAGAAUAGGACUGAGACAACAUAUGGCCAACGAUAACGUACAUCACGAAGCGACCUGUGCGGUCUGUAGUACGUACUUCCGAAAUAGAGAUCGGUACGAGGAGCACAUGCUGAAGCACGCGAGUGAAUAAUUUUCUGAUCCAGGAUUAAUCUAUAGAAUAUAAUUUUUAGAAUGAAUUAGAAUGAAUUUUGUUCCUAA
Messenger RNA from Armigeres subalbatus, 2515 nucleotides. Its product is annotated as oocyte zinc finger protein XlCOF6-like. Bases 102 to 2447 code for a protein of 781 amino acids. The record is from RefSeq and is a predicted model, not a curated record. The transcript has 3 exons. NCBI's taxonomy places the organism in Eukaryota, Metazoa, Arthropoda, Insecta, Diptera, Culicidae.